Messenger RNA from Seminavis robusta, 2385 nucleotides. Lineage: Eukaryota; Bacillariophyta; Bacillariophyceae; Naviculales; Naviculaceae. The record is from the annotation of a GenBank genome assembly.
AUGCCUGGCUCUUCCCUUUAUCCAAUCCUCUUCCCUCUUCAAGUCGUCUCCCUCCUCCUUGCGGGCAACCACAAUGUGCAAGUGGUAUCUGCCUUUGGCGUCGAAAUUCCCUCCAGCAUUGCACUUCGAGCUUCCGUCAUCACCAACACGGUCCCACUCUCCUACUACGAGGCAAACUACACAACCACCAACGACGACGAACUCUUUCCAGAGUUUCGCGGCUUUCAGCCAGAUCUUCUUCGGCAGAUUGUCCAGAUUGCCAAAGAUAUUGACAACGUCACGCUCUCGUUUGAAUUGGAGGAGUCACCUCCCUUUGCCUACGACAAUCGAUUCGAAUACCUGGCCAUUGACUGCAAUAGUACCAGCAAUCAGUUUACAGACUUUAAGACAUAUUCUGCAGAAGAAUGCAAUCAAUGGGAUCUCGUGAUUGCCGAUUACUAUGGCUACCCACAACGUUCCAUGAGGGCAACCUUUACUCCUCCCCUCCUCACCACGGCGGCGGCCACCAUUCAGUACGUGCAUCGUACCAAGAGAGCCAUUACUACCUUGCAAGAAGCCGAGACACUACAAGAGCCCGUCUGUCUAUUGGACGGUUCUCACUAUGACAAGGAGGCGCUACUCCGAUUUCCCGGUCUCAAGAUCUUCCGAUGUUUCAACCACGAUGAUUGCGUAAACUGGGUCAAGGAAGAACGAUGUGCACUCUUUGUAGAAGAUGAAUUGCAGCUCCGACAUAUCAUGACUCAGGAUGCUGCCCUGGAAGUGACACAGGAAAAGUGGAACGAACAAUACAUUGUAUGGCCCAUGAAUGCCAGACUCAAUCCACUCUAUCAACAACUCAUGAUCCGUUGGAUGUACGAGGCCAAGGUAUCUGGAUUUCUAGACACACUGUAUGAUGAAUACUUUUCCAUCAACUUUUGUCCCUUGGGCACAGCGGGAGAAAAUUGCGACCAGCCUUGCGAUGCCAGUCAUGGCACAGCGGACAGAUUUGGCAAUUGCGUGUGCCAAUCAACGAGAUGGACAGGUGCUGAUUGCUCUGUUGAAACGCUAGAGGACAAGAACUUGAUUCCAAACUCAUUGGUCAUUGUUUGCUAUGUCAUGGUCGGCAUCAACUUUCUUGCUGUGGCAAUCUGUGGAGUCUGGCUGAUAUGGAACCGCAACACUCCUCAAGUCAGAGUAUCUCAGCCAAUCUUCCUUGGUUUGGUGUUGCUCGGCUGCGUGAUCAGCACUUCCACCAUCUUUGCACUGGCUCAAGAACAUGACGGGAGCGAAAGUGCUAGCGAACCUGCUUGCAUGGCUAUUCCUUGGCUCUAUUCGGUUGGAUUUUCAAUCACCUUUGCAAGUCUGUUCUCAAAGAUUAGGAGAGUGUACCUUCUCUUCCGGGCAGCUGCCACCAUGACUCGGGUUUCUGUCACUGCAAAGGAGACAUUCUUCAUUGUGGGUGGAGUGCUACUGAUUGAUGUGACAAUCCUCACUGUUUGGACAAUACUCGAUCCGCUGGAGUGGCAUCGAGAAGCAUUGACUGUGGACCAAUAUGGAUACACAUUGAGCAGUCAGGGGUUUUGUGCCUCGGAGUACUUUGCCAUAUUUGCCAGCGUGAUUGCGGCGUUCCAUUUCACAUUGAUGGGAGUGGCAUGCUACCUCUGUUAUGUUUCCAGGGAGAUUCCCACACGCUUUUCAGAAAGCAAAUACGUCUCAAUCGCCAUGAUUUCUAACCUGCAGAUCUUUGUGGUGGCUGUGCCGGUGCUGAUCAUCCUUGGGUCAGACCCCCAAAGCAGCUUCUUUGUUCGUUCGGUGAUUAUCUGGAUGAACGACUUUGCAGUCCUGGCUUUGGUGUUUGGAAACCUCAUGUUUUCUGUGGAGAUGGGUGACGGGACCAAUGACAACAGCAAGGUUAUGAUUCGAAACGCAAUGCAUACGUACACCGAACGAAGAAACAAACGAUUGUCCGUCGCCAGUCGUGGUGGACGUGGUUCCUCACAUUUAUCCAACGCAGGCAAUGACAAAUCGCCGCAGGCGUUGAGGCCAUCGAUGUUUGAUGCUGGAUCUCUCAUGUUCGAGAGCAAAGUGGCAGACCGGGAGUCAGGUUUCCAACAUACCCCGUUUUCCUCUGGCAACAGAGAAUCGCGGGAUCAAGUAGCGAGAAUGCAUCCAAUGUCUGACAGUGAGUCUAGUAGUAAAUACCCCGAGGACGGGGCUCCGACCGUGAACGAGCGAGGAGAAGAGCCACAAAGGGUAUACUCCGUUCAUGACAAGAACACUAUCAGUACAACACUCACGACCAGCGAGAAGCCACUUUCUUCGGAACUCUGUGCAACUGACGAACAAUCUGCAGGGGGCGAUUACGAAGUCACUCCAGCGGAUGAGCCCCCUCAACCGUACCGGUAG